UGUGUGUGGCCCGGCAAAGUCCAGCCUCAGUAAGAACAGUGCUGCUCAUUUAGCAGGACGCACUCAGAGUGGACGAAUCAUGUGAACGGGUGCGGGAAGAGAGCGAACGAUCGAAGCCGAGAUGAAGGAAGGGAGGAUGAACUUCUGGAGAUCCCCAGCGUUUACCCUCUGUUGCAUCCUGUCCCUGUUUCAAUUAGGAGACGUCAAAGGUGUAAACAUCACCAGUUUUGGGAAUCUGAUCCGAGGCACUGUGGGUGGGGAAGCCCUGCUCUCUGUCCGGUACUUCAGCACCAGUCUGGAUCCACCAGUUAUCAAAUGGCAGCUCAAAAGAGAGAAGCCGGUCACGGUGGUCCAGUCGAUUGGCACGGAGAUCAUCGGAAACCUGCGGCUGGAAUACCGGGACCGCAUCCUGGUGUUUGAGAAUGGCUCUCUGCUCCUGCAUAACUUGAAGCUCUCUGACGAAGGUGUUUACGAGGUGGAGAUCUCCAUCACGGAUGACACCUUUCCAGGGGAAGAGAGCAUCGAGCUCACUGUGGAUGAACCGAUUUCUACACCCUAUGUGGAUGUAACCAGCACCACCAUCCUGGAGCUGACUGAGCAUUUCACUCUGAACUGCUUUCACGACACGGGAACUAAGACCACGUACACCUGGAUGAAAGGCGGAAAGCCGCUGGUCAACCACACUCGCCUGCUGCUGUCUCCUGACCAGAAGGUUCUGACCCUCACCCGAGUGCUCCUGGUGGAUGACGAUGUCUACAGCUGUCUCAUUGAGAACCCUAUUGGCACUGCGACGAGCUUGCCCCUGAAACUCACCGUCUAUAAAAGAAGCUCCCUUUACAUCAUCCUUUCCACAGGAGGCAUCUUUGUCCUGAUCACUCUGGUGUCAGUGUGCGCCUGCUGGAAGCCGUCGAAAAGAAGGAAACGACAGAAAGCAAAGACAAAUACACCGAGAUCCAGCCCUGAAAGCCUCCAUCUUACAAAGGAGGAAACACCACAAGAUCACGUCGUCCCGCUAAUGACGGAUCACGAGUGCAGGAACCCGGUGUCGCUUUUCAUCCUGAAGGAGAAGGACCCCCUGAGCGAGGAACCAGCCCCUGCAUGCAAAACAUGCACGAGCAAUGGGGGCAGCAACCCCACCGACGGGAGCUCGUCCCCUCCUCGUACACACACCCCCGAACCUCCGGCGCGUUCGUCCCGCCGUUUCCCACGUACACCCACCAACUCGCCGCCUGUACACCACGGCCGGAGACGGGGCCACAGCCGGAGCCCACCUGCUCGUGCACCCUCUCCACGCACCCGCACCUCCAGGAGCUCCUCUCCUCCGAACCGAAGGCCUGCGGAUUCGCCUCUCGCAGAUCCUGCUAAGAGCUUCACCUGUCCUGUAACGCUGCUCCGGAAGAUAGAAGAGGGACUUCCUGUCAAAUGACUUCAGGGCCUGUCAAUAGGACUGAGAUGAACGUGUAAAUAUGUCCAAAAAAAAUGUCACUUUUGAAAACAUUUCCACAAGCCUAUGUCUUUAUUUUCAGAAUUUUUCUUCAUCAAGGUGUGUGAGAAAAUUCUCUUGCUGCACAAUAGAAAGAAUAUCAAUUCUACUGACUUGAUUGUACUUUUUCUGUAGGGUAGUAAACCCGAGUUUACAUUUUUUGUACCUUUGGUUACAUUUUUGCCUCCUGGAAAUUCUAUAUUUUAAUUGAUCAGUGCUUAAUCAACAAUCUGGUGGCCCUCACCAACUUCUAUAAACAAACAGAUUUUAAUAUGUAAACCAAUAUUCAGAAACACACCUUCCUAUUUACCACAAUUAACACCCUGGUCUUACUUAAUGAAAUGCACAAAAUGAUUAUCAUGUAACAUGACUGUCUCCAUGUAAGCUAUAAUAGAUAUUGUGGCAGUUUGGUGUUCUGGAGAAUUCCAUGAAGAUAGAAAGUGAGAGAAACAAUUGUUGUUUUUCAUUAUUCUGGAUAUAAGGGGUUAUAAGGCCAUUUCCAAAUCCGUAAAAAUGUAACACUUUACAUUGGCAAGGGUUGUUUACAAAAGUCUUCAAGACAUCAAAUCUUCUCAGAAGGUAAACGAUCCCAUGACAGGUUGUUUGUCUAUAGACAUUGGUGAGCACCAUGAUUGGUAGGAGAUGAUAAAUUAAAUCACUGCAAUUCCUAUGCUUUUAUGUACCCUACAUUAUUAUUAUUUUUCACUUUAGUUCCCUGCUUUCUGGAAAGGAAAGGAAAGGAAAGGAAAGGAAAGGAAAGGAAAGGAAAGGAAAGGAAAGGAAAGGAAAGGA
Messenger RNA from Silurus meridionalis, 2275 nucleotides. RefSeq names its product hepatic and glial cell adhesion molecule b (gene hepacamb). The transcript has 7 exons. The record is from RefSeq and is a predicted model, not a curated record. NCBI's taxonomy places the organism in Eukaryota, Metazoa, Chordata, Actinopteri, Siluriformes, Siluridae. Bases 122 to 1426 code for a protein of 434 amino acids.